Vitis vinifera (wine grape) is the source of this 1041-nucleotide messenger RNA. Its product is annotated as peroxidase 55. Gene Ontology annotation, biological process: hydrogen peroxide catabolic process; response to oxidative stress. The record is from RefSeq and is a predicted model, not a curated record. Gene Ontology annotation, molecular function: peroxidase activity; heme binding. NCBI's taxonomy places the organism in Eukaryota, Viridiplantae, Streptophyta, Magnoliopsida, Vitales, Vitaceae.
AUGGAAGGAGAUAUUUGGGGGAUCGGAUUUGUAUCUUUUUACGUUUCUAUUUUACCUUCUGUUAUCUGUUUUCUUGUCAUUCUUAGAAACAAACAUGACUUGAUUGAUUAUUUAUUUGAUUGUUUUGGAACAAACAUUGCAAACAGAUUUCUGUGCUUAUCUUUGCAGGGAUGUGAUGCCUCAGUCCUGAUUUCAUCACCAAAUGGGGAUGCGGAGAAGGAUUCUAAAGAUAAUCACUCCCUUGCAGGAGACGGUGCCUGUGACACCGUAUUCAAAGCCAAGCAAGCAGUAGAAGCAGCAUGCCCAGAGAUAGGCCCUUGUGCAGAUAUUCUGGCUCUAGCUGCCAGAGAUGUUGUAGCCCUGGUUGGAAGCCCUUGAUUCAGUGUAGAAUUGGGUUGUCAUGAUGGUCUCAUCCCUCAAGCAUCUCGGGUUGGUGGAAACCUGCCAGAACCUCCCUUUGAUCUUGACCAACUCAACUCCAUGCUUGCGAGACACAACCUUAGCCAGCUUGAUAUGAUAGCAUUGUCUGGAGCACACACUCUAGGCUUCUCCCACUGCAGCCGCUUUGCCAACCACCUUUACUCAUUCUCCUCAUCCUCCCCGGUGGACCCUUCUCUAGACCGAGAUUACGCCAAGCAGCUAAUGUCAGUUUGCCCUCAGAAUGUGGAUCCCAGCAUAGCAAUUGACAUGGAUCCUGUAACCUCACGAACAUUUGACAAUGUGUAUUACCAGAAUCUGGUGGCAGGAAAGGGUUUGUUCACUUCAGAUGAGGCACUGAUCCUGCACUCAGCCUAUACAGCCACUGAUUUUGCCAACAGCCCAGGUGAGUUCAAUGUAGCUUUCAUCACUGCAAUGAGGAAGCUUGGGAGAGUUGGCGUCAAAACUGGUGACCAAGGAGAGACUAGGACGGGUUGCACAGCCUUCACUUCAUGAAGGCAAUGUCUCAGCAACAAGUUCCGUAACGAAUUCCUCAUUAUCCAGUUUCCUGAAAUCCCCUGCAUGUACUCUGUUGUAUCCUUGAAAUGUUCAGAGUCUUCAUAA